Molecule: messenger RNA, 330 nt
Organism: Dentiscutata erythropus
Lineage: Eukaryota; Fungi; Glomeromycota; Glomeromycetes; Diversisporales; Gigasporaceae
Source: the annotation of a GenBank genome assembly
UUUGGUUACUUGCUUUCUAUUCAAAAACAAUAUGCUGAUGCAAUUACAUCAUUUCAUAAAGCUCUUGCAAUUGAUGGAAACCAUGUUCCAACUCUUAUUCAUUUGGCUAGAACUUAUAUUGAGACAGAUAAUAUCGAUAUUGCUGAAGGUCUUCUUGAGAGUGUCACUAAGGGCAGUGGUUGGGACUGUGCAGAAGCUUGGCUAUAUUUAGGCAAAAUAUGUCAAAAUACCAAUAGAGUUAAGAGAGCUAAAGAUUGUUUAUGGUAUGCUUUAGAUCUAGAAGAAUCAAGCCCUGUGAGGCCAUUUAGCAUAUUACCUGCAUGUUUAUGA